CAAUCCCUCCCUUUCCAUUACUGUUCGGCCUGCCAUCAAAAUCGUAGCACAGAUUCUCAAAAUUCAGUUCUAAAUUCUAUUAGGGAAAAUAUAUUUGGUAAAUACUUUCGGAAAAAUGCCUGGCAAAAAUUCAUUCCUCUACAUGUUCGAGUUCGUGGUCGAUGAUCUGCUGAUCACGCGGCAGAAUCUGUGCGCCCCCGAGGAGUAUCCCACCUGCACGGAGAUCUCGUUCCGGUCUUCGGUGUUUCUCUCCGUCUGCGAUCGUGAGUACGGGACGUGCGUGAAUCCGUGCGGCCCCAAGUGCGGCAAGUGCUGCCUCUUCACGCUGGAGUCGCCGGUGACCGAUAAGGAUCGCAUCCAGGUGCAUGUCUAUAAGAAGCGCACGGAGAGCUGUAAGUUCUUGAUUGGUCUGUCCGAUUUUGCGGCCAAGCCGAUCUUCGAUCGCGUGAACGAGUCCUUCGAUGCGGAGAAUCCCAAUUGGAGCAAGGCCCUGCAGUUGCAUCUCCAGAAGAUGCCCAAGCUGCGCUCCCCCAACAAGGAGGCGCCGCAGGACGACUGCCACUGCUACGAGCCGCACUCCGGGCGUCGGGAGCAGUGGUGCCCCACAUCGGAGCUGUCGAAGCGCCUGCUGCCGCUUUUCAAUCUCUGCAAUAUGCAGACCGGCAACAUUGUCCUGAUCAUGCGGUUGGUGUGCAACGGUCCGGCCAUUGUAUCCUCCUUUCCGUUCUCAAGGGUCUGCUCGCGGAACCCCAAGUGUCCGCCGCCCUGUGGAUCGCCGUCUCCGCCUCCGUGUGGCAGUGAGGCCGAUCCCUGCGCUGCUUGCGGCUCCUGUCCGCCGACCAGCGCCACCGGAGGACCCAUGGACAAGAAGAGCGGCGGGUGUCGCGGCGGUGGAUGUCCACCGUGUCCCAGGCCCUGCCAGAUGCCCGAUCCGUGUGCGCGGAACGAUUUGGAUCGUCCCAAGUGCCUGCGCUACUAUGCCUGCAACUUGGACAAGCAGUGCCCCUGCGAUUACUGCGAGGAUGAGUUUGACAGGCAAUGCCCCACUGUCACCUGCAAGGGUCGCCCCAAGUCCGUUAUUGAGCAGCGCCUGCAGACCUGCGGCCCUUGCGGUGGUAUUCCCGCGUAUCCACGCUAUGUCCAGGAGCAGAAAAAGGCCGAAGCCGAGGCCCUGGCCAAGGACAAGGACUUACAAGCCGAAAAGGACAAAAAGGAGGCAAAGGAUGCCAAGGGCAAGGGCAAAAAGGACAAGAAGCGGCAAUCGGGCGGCGGCUUCUUCUGCGAGAAUGAUGGUCCUGGACCCUCCACUGUCUACGACACAUGGGGCACUGGCGGCCAAUCGCUCUCUAUGGGACUCGACCAACGGAAGUCGCAUAAUUGCAGUCCAUGUGAAGCCUGCUGUCCACAGUACGAGGCCUGUUGCGAUGCGGCGCGGAAACGAGCACUAAGGAAAUUGCGCCAUUUGCUGGUUAAGUACAACAUCCAAAUUGAGUAAAUCUCUCGGGAUAUUCUCCCGUAUCCAAAUUGAAAUUUGAGCAUCAGAUAAAACAGAAACUACAGAC
This is a messenger RNA of Drosophila obscura, 1562 nucleotides long. RefSeq lists its product as uncharacterized. The record is from RefSeq and is a predicted model, not a curated record. Lineage: Eukaryota; Metazoa; Arthropoda; Insecta; Diptera; Drosophilidae. Bases 116 to 1495 code for a protein of 459 amino acids. The transcript is spliced from 3 exons.